AUGGCGUCAUCCGACUCCUCGGUCGAUCUAGCGACCAUUGACGCCCUCGAGCUGCUCGGCGACAACUCGGCCGCCAACUGGCACUCCUAUGCUCACUCCGUCGAGGUGUUGCUCUCCUCGGUCAUCGUUAGUGGUUAUACACUCCGUUCCGUCGUGUUCCAGGAGGAAGGCGGACUCCAGCCCAUCGCCCCUUCUGCCCCCACCGGACCUCCUCCUGAUGAGCCCGGACCUGAGCCCGAGCCCCCUGGUGAUCCUCCCUCCUUCGCACCGGAUGUCAACAAUCCUCAAAGCGUAGAAACUGCCAUCCGUGCCUACCGCAACACACUCAACGACCACCUUCGCCGUCAACUGCGCUAUGAGGACGACAAGCGCGCCUACGACAAGGCUGCUGCCCGUCACCGCGACUACCUCGCCCAACUCACCACGUACACUGCAUGCCUCACUAACUACACCUCCGACAUCGCUGCGUGGCGCAUGGCUGACCGUCGAGCUCUCGCCAUCCUCCUCGCCACUAUCCCCUCCUCCCUCAAGCGAGAACUCUCACCCACCUCCUCCUCCCACCUGUGGCAACUGCUUGUCGACCUCUUUGACCGGCAGGACAUCGCCACCCUCUAUGCCCUCAUCAAGGAAUUUGGAUCCAUCACCAUGGAUUCCACUGCCGGCGCAGCCGCCUUUACUCGCCGCGUCCUUGACCUUGCUCGCCGCCUUGCAGCACUUGGUACAUCCUUCGCCACUCCUCCUCCACUACCGCGGUAG
Molecule: messenger RNA, 756 nt
Organism: Closterium sp. NIES-65
Lineage: Eukaryota; Viridiplantae; Streptophyta; Zygnematophyceae; Desmidiales; Closteriaceae
Source: the annotation of a GenBank genome assembly